This is a messenger RNA of Stylonychia lemnae, 1458 nucleotides long. NCBI's taxonomy places the organism in Eukaryota, Ciliophora, Spirotrichea, Sporadotrichida, Oxytrichidae. The record is from the annotation of a GenBank genome assembly.
AUGUACUUUACCCCACAGUAACUUUCAGGAGGUCCUAGAUUCAACCAUAAGACUAGAGUCGGCAACUGGCAAGAAGAUUGGGAAUCUAAUGAAACUAAGCUAAAAGAGUAUAUGAAAAAGAAGGAGACCAAUCAGCUCGUUAUAAAUCAAACUCAGUAGAAAUAUGCCAAAUCCUUGCAAAGAGUUCCACAAACAUAUACACAUGAUGGGAGAUUAAGAUUCGGUGAUUCCAUCAUGCUUUUGAAUAAAAUGACAAGCGGUUAUCUUGCUUUCGAUAUGAGUGAUAAAAUACCUGCCCAUGAAGAGGCUUACUCCUGUACAACAACUGACAAGGUAGGACCUUGUGCUAGAUCUGUUUUCGUUCUCUCAAAGGGUGAAGACGAUGGUGCUCCAGAUAAUAUCAUAAGAUAUGGUCAGAAAGUUAAGUUUGAGUCAAACCCACACAUUUAUGCAAAGAAAUUAUAUUUGCACAGCACAAUGAUAAGUCCACAAUUCUUCGCUAGAUUCUCAAGAAAUCAAGAAGUUUGUAUGACUGCUAAGAAUAUUUACAACACUGUAUUCAAAAUUCUUCACAUCGACCCUAAUCUCAGAAACACCAGUUUGGGAGAUGCUGUUGGCGCUAAUGAAUAAGUUUUAAUUGAACACUGUGCCACUUCUCAAUACUUGGCUUCUGAUAAAAUUAAUUACAGAAAUGACUUUGGCAUGGAGUAUGAAGUAUGUGUGAAUUCAUAUGCUACUAAUAACAAGAGUCAAGCCUUGAAUCUAGAGAGAGUUGGAAAACUCACAGUUGAACAACCAACUAAGAUUCAAUUAGACUAAAAUGUCUGGGUUAUUGCCACAGCCUCUGAUCCAUCUCUAGCUGAACCCAUUAAGGAACCACCUAAAUAUACAGCUCAAGAUUUAUUAAAUGACAUUAAAUAAAAACUUCAAGCUAGAGGUACUCUAGGUAUCAGAGGACUAGGAAGAAUGUUUAGAAUCUUAGACAAUAAUGGUAAUAGGAAUCUAGACAUCAAAGAACUCUAGUAUGGUCUUGGAGACUUUGGAGUGUAUAUUGAUGAUGAAUAAGCAUCAGUAAUCCUUGCUCACUUCGAUAGAGAUAGAAACGGAGUCGUAAACUAUGAUGAAUUCCUAAGAGCAAUUAGAGGAGACUUGAAUGAAUACAGACUAGGAUUAAUUAAGAAAGCCUAUCAAAAAUUAGAUGAAAAUAGCGAUGGUACUGUUAAGUUGGAUGAUAUUGCUAAGUUAUAUGAUGUUAGCAAGCACCCAGAUAUUGUUGGAGGCAGAAAACAACCAUAGCAGGUUUACAUGGAGUUCAUGAAACUCUGGGAAACCUAAGUUGCUGAUGGCAUUGUUACAUUUGAUGAGUUCUGUGACUACUUCAGAGAUGUAUCUGCCUCAGUUGAUAGAGAUGACUACUUUGCUCUAAUGAUGCAAAACUCAUGGAAGAUUUAAGUCUGA